AUGGACCCCAUCGACGUCGAAGGAAAUGUCAACAUCGCAGGCAAAGAGGAGGUCGUUGCGACACACACGGAGCGGAUCGUGGACGAUGAGAAGAAACAUCAAGAGCCUACCUUGACACGCGCCGAGAUCCGUCGCUUCAUGUGGAAAGUCGACGCCCAUGUCUUGCCGAUGCUUGGACUCAUCUAUGCCAUCUCUAUCCUCGACCGAAUCAACAUCGGGAGUGCCAAAGUCCUUGGCAUGCAAGAAGACCUCAACCUUGGGACCCAGAGGUAUUCCAUUGUCCUCAUGAUCUAUUUCCCCGGCUACGCUCUUUCCGAUGUGCCAUCCAACUGGAUCCUCACCAAGGUUGAGCCUCGAUGGUGGCUGCCUUUUCUCACAGUCGCAUGGGGAGCUGUCCUGACUGGCAUGGGUUUCGUCCACAACUGGGGAAUUCUAGCCUUCCUUCGUCUCCUUCUCGGUACGCUCGAAGGUGGCAUCCUCCCCGGCAUUACUUUCACCAUCGCUUGUUGGUAUUCCCGCCAUGAAUUGCACAAGAGGAUAUCCUUCGCUUACGGUAUCGGCGUCGUGGCUUCCGGAUUGGCGGGCAUUCUCUCUUUUGGGCUUGGAUCGAUGAGUGGUCUUCGGGACAUGAAUGGUUGGCGCUGGAUCUUCUCUAUCGAAGGUGGAGCCACAAUGGCCGUCGGCUGCAUUGCGCCUUUCUUUGUUCCCAAAUUCCCUGAUCACACCAAAUGGAUCAAGCCAGAUGAGAGAGUCUACCUUUACAACAAGCUCGAAAAGGACCGAGGAGACUACAAGACUGGAAAAGUGGGCUGGUCAUCUUUUGUCCACACCGCGAAGGAUUGGACCCUGUGGGCGCAGGGUACGAUCUACUGCUUCAACGUCGGAACGGCCAACGCUGUUGGUUUCUUUACUCCAACCAUCAUCAAGGGUUUAGGAUAUUCCGGCUUGCAGGCAAGCUUGCGCUCAGGUUAUCCUUUCUUCGCAGCUCUUGGGCUCCUCGGCAUUACUUCCUACUUGUCGGACAAGUACCAGAAGCGGGCGAUCAUCUGCAUCUUCAAUUCCUUCGUCAUGAUCACGGGAUUUUCGAUCAUGCGAGAAGGCUUCUCGAACCACGUCCGAUACUUCGGCAUCUUCCUUGCCACGAUGGGUGUCCACUCGAACACUCCGGCGCUGCUUGCUUUCAAUCAAUCCAACAUUGUCGACUCGGCGGGAAGAGCAGUGUCUUCGGGUAUCCUGAUCGCCUGUGGUGCCAUCGGAGGCAUUAUUGGCAGUCUCAUCUUCAGAGGCCAAGAUGCUCCAUCAUACGGGCCCGGAAUAUACACGACUAUCGGGCUUACCGCGUACAUGGUCUUGGCCUUGUCUUUCAUGGUGUACAUCUAUCACUCACGGAACAAGAAGGCUGAUCGGGACGGCACCCAUAUCGCAGGCGUGCCAGGCUUCAGGUACGCGUUGUAG
This is a messenger RNA of Cladophialophora yegresii CBS 114405, 1455 nucleotides long. RefSeq lists its product as uncharacterized. The record is from RefSeq and is a predicted model, not a curated record. The coding region runs from base 1 to 1455 and encodes 484 amino acids. Gene Ontology annotation, biological process: transmembrane transport. Gene Ontology annotation, molecular function: transmembrane transporter activity. Lineage: Eukaryota; Fungi; Ascomycota; Eurotiomycetes; Chaetothyriales; Herpotrichiellaceae. The transcript has 3 exons. Gene Ontology annotation, cellular component: membrane.